Messenger RNA from Zeugodacus cucurbitae (melon fly), 1854 nucleotides. RefSeq names its product organic cation transporter protein. NCBI's taxonomy places the organism in Eukaryota, Metazoa, Arthropoda, Insecta, Diptera, Tephritidae. The transcript has 9 exons. The record is from RefSeq and is a predicted model, not a curated record. Bases 11 to 1768 code for a protein of 585 amino acids. Gene Ontology annotation, biological process: transmembrane transport. Gene Ontology annotation, cellular component: membrane. Gene Ontology annotation, molecular function: transmembrane transporter activity.
AACAACAACAAUGACAGCUAAAACCAAAACUGAAUGUAAUGAGAAGGCAAAGGAGACCAUCAGCGAAGAGACCUUCAAAGAUUUACUCACCGAACAGUUGGAGCGUGUUGGCGCUGGCGGCGUAUUUGUUUGGUCGCUCUUUUUCCUCUGCGUUACACCGAACAUACUCAAUGGCUUCCACGUUUCAUCCUACACGCUGCUGGGCCACCUGCCCGAAGAUCAAUGGUGUGCCGUCGCCGAACUGCAGUCCACCAAUUGGACCGUGGAGCAACAGCGCAGCAUAGCACAACAGAAUCUCAAUACAGGUGGUUGCACCAUAUGGCAGUAUGAUUACCUAAAACUGUCAGCUAUGACAUAUGAGGAGGCGCUGAACUACACGACACAGCAAACGGCGAUCGGCAAACCGGCGGAGAUACCAUGUAAAAUGCAAGGUGAAUACGCGUACUCAGAUGCCGACACGACAUUUGUGGCGGAUUGGGAUUUAGUUUGCGAUCAGGCCAUACAACGUACCACGGCGCAGGUUGCCAUAUCGUUGGGAAAGUUCUUCGGCUCCUUCUCUUUUGGCAUAUUCUCCGAUAAAUUUGGACGCAAGACUGCCUUCAGCUUGGGCGCCAUCUUCUUCAUCAUAUCGAGCGCGUUGUGCACUUUUUCACCAUGGUAUCAGCUCUUCUUAGUAGGACGUUUUGGUUUGGGCGCCGCCUCAUCGGGUCUCUUCUAUCCCGCUUUUGCAAUGAUUGUGGAAAACAUCUGCCUGCGCCAUCGUUCCUGGAUGUCAAUCGCCUUUUCGGCCUCCUACCCGAUUGGCAUGAUCAUACUGGCGGCAGCUGCAUAUCUGGUGCCACAAUGGCGUUAUCUGCAGUUGACACUCUCAGUUCCGGCGCUUUUGCUGAUUGUCAAUUGCUACUUGAUGAAUGAGUCGCCACGUUGGCUUAUAACGAAGAAACGCUACGAUCAGGUCUAUAGAAUCUUAUUCAAACAGAAUUGCCAUUAUGAAAUUCAGAAAGCGCCCAUUGAAGCCAUCACCGAUAAGAAAGCCGAGGCACAACCCGCGGCAGAACCAACACUCUGGGAGAAAUUGCGUGAAGGUCCACUCAAACAAUUCCAUGAGCUAUUCGGCACAUGGAAGGUGCGUCGCCUGAUAUUCACCUCAUAUUUUAUGUUUUGCGUAACCUCGCUCAGUUACUAUGUAACAGCUCUAAACGCCGCCAACAUGUCGGUUAGUCGUUUUAUUUAUGUUGCCGUUACCGGCAUGGUGGAUCUGCCUUCAUAUCUGGUGCCGGUGAUAUUGCUGCGUUUCACGGGACGUCGCACAACUACAAUGUCACUGUUUAUGCUGACCGGCGUAGCCUUACUCAUGGUGUUAGCUGUGCCCAGUGGCAAUACAGCGUGGAUCAUUUCAUUUGCGAUGUUGGGUCGUUUUGGCAUUAGCGCUACAUAUUCCAUUGUUACACUAUAUACCGCCGAAUUAUAUCCCACCGAGAUAAGAAAUUCUGCAUUGGGCACAUGCUCGACGUGGGCGCAUGUGGGCUCCAUUUCAGCGCCUUAUGUGGUCGAUGUGUUGGGUUUGCUCGGCUGGUACAUUCCAACGACAAUUUGCGGUUGUUGCGUUUUGGUGGCCGGUCUACUGACACUCACACUCCCCGAAACCAGUACACACAAACUGGCAGAUCGCGUUGAGGAAGUGCCCUCUGAAUCGGAAUCGAGCACUGAAGAUAACACCACAUCCACUACUGUGGCCAAAGCGAAAGAAACCGAUGGUACUAAUUAAAUUUAGUUUUUUCUUUUAGUUUUUAAAUAUUCUCACACUUACUUAUAUAAUUAGUAAUAAACAUAAGUUAAUAAUGAUAUAAUUUA